Molecule: messenger RNA, 2308 nt
Organism: Asterias rubens (European starfish)
Lineage: Eukaryota; Metazoa; Echinodermata; Asteroidea; Forcipulatida; Asteriidae
Product: pre-mRNA-splicing factor RBM22-like
Exons: 9
Coding region: 1-1512 (503 amino acids)
Cellular component (GO): U2-type catalytic step 1 spliceosome; U2-type catalytic step 2 spliceosome; Prp19 complex
Molecular function (GO): metal ion binding; pre-mRNA binding; U6 snRNA binding
Source: RefSeq, a predicted model, not a curated record
AUGGCGGCGAGCAAAAGCACGAACACGUACAACCGGCAAAACUGGGAAGAAGCGGACUUUCCGAUUCUUUGCCAGACAUGUCUCGGAGACAACCCGUACAUCCGCAUGACCAAAGAGAAGUUUGGAAGGGAAUGUAAGAUUUGCGAUCGUCCCUUCACCAUCUUCCGUUGGUGUCCCGGUGCCCGCAUGCGAUUCAAGAAGACAGAAGUGUGUCAAACAUGUAGCAAGAUCAAGAAUGUCUGUCAAACAUGCCUCCUGGAUCUGGAGUAUGGAUUGCCUAUACAAGUAAGAGACGCUGCACUGAACAUCAAAGAUGAAAUGCCCAAAUCGGAGGUGAACAAGGAGUACUACUCACAAAACAUUGAAAGACAGAUUGCAAACGUUGACGGCAUUGCAGCGCCUGGGGCCGUCGGUAAGUCACAGGCACCGAGUGACUUGCUGAUGAAGCUCGCUCGGACCACACCCUACUACAAGAGGAAUCGACCUCAUAUCUGCUCCUUUUGGGUCAAAGGGGAAUGCCGAAGAGGGGAGGAGUGCCCCUACAGACACGAGAGGCCAACCGACCCAGAUGAUCCCCUGGCCGAUCAAAACAUCAAGGACCGUUUCUACGGAGCUAAUGACCCGGUGGCCGAGAAGCUGAUGCGCCGUGCUGAUGCCAUGCCGAAGCUGGAACCACCAGACGAUAAGAACGUUACGACGUUGUACGUCGGCGGUCUGGGAGAUAAAGUCACCGAAGAAAAUCUCAGAAACCACUUCUACCAAUUUGGAGAGAUCCGCUCAAUCAACGUAGUCCAAAAGCAGCAGUGUGCCUUUGUGACGUUCACAGCCCGCUCUUCAGCAGAGCAAGCAGCCGACUUGUCCUUUCAGAAACUCAUCCUCAAAGGUCGGAGGUUAAAUGUCAAGUGGGGCAAGUCACAAGGUCAGCAGGGCACCGUGGCUAAGAUGCCACUGAAGGGCAUGGCAGAGCAGCAUUACGAGCCUGUACCAGGACUGCCUGGGGCUUUACCAUUGCCGCCCGUCCCAGCCGACGGAUCAUCAAGCAACAACUUCUUCAACCUUGAAGAGGAUACACACCAGUUGCCCCCGUUGCCGCAUGGACCACCAGGUGCCAUGGGACCCCCAGGUGCCAUGGGACCCCCGGGUGGUGGUAUGCCUAGAGGGCCACCAGGUAGAAUGCCUAGGGGUCCACCGCCCCAUAUGAUGCGCCACCAGCAACCGCCCCCUCCAGGAGCAUUUGGGUUUGCACCUCCGCCACCCUUCCCACCACCACCGGGAUUCCACGGCAGACCUCCCUUCCACCCCGGCGCCCGCCCUCCACCUCCAGGGGGACGCCCUCCACCCCCGGGCAUGAGGCCCCCGGGCAUGAGGCCCCCUCCACCAGCAGGCAGACCGCCUCCACCAGCCGGUCGACCCCCUAUGGGCAACAGACCUCAGGGACAAGGGGUACAUUAUCCUUCACAGGAUCCACAGCGCAUGGGCACAGCAGGCCCUGAUACAGCUGCCAAGGAAUAGUUUUAAAACAAUCGGUGAAUCUUGGGGCCAUGUCACUCGAGGCAUUGCAACGCGAGAGGGCAACCGGGGCCAAAUUUCAUGCUUCUGCUAUUAAACCAUAAGCAAUGAAUCGGCGCUUACGUCAAGCGUUUAUUACUAGUCGGCAGGGAAUUGUUACUUGUGCGUACUCCAAGUUACUAAGGCAUUCUUCACUUACACAGCUAGCGACAAAUGGUAUCGGCGGUUAGCAGAGCCAUGAAAUUGGGCACAGGUUAAGGCAACCACAAAGAAGAAAAGGCAUUCACAUCCGACUGUUCACAUAUUUUUCUAUGUGGCUGCAAGACAUUGGGACGUAAUUUAGUGGGGCUAUUACAUGUAUUCAAUUGAGCAUUUUUUUAAACCUCAUUUGGGUUGGGGGCAAGGGGGGGGGGGGCAAAGUAAUUUUUAAGAGAAUCACUGCAAGUACCCUGUCGAGUUUAAUGACACAACCCACGAUAUUCAUCGAGUAGUCUUUAAAAGCUGGAGUAAUUUUUAAUUUUCGUUUAAAUUUUGUUUAAAUUUUUAAAAGAAUUGGAGAGUAUUAACUAGACACAGUCACUGAAAUCCAGUUUGUAAUGUCUUUGAUAUAUUAACUCCCGUCUUUAUCUGUCCUCAUGUCAAUUUAAACUUUUUAAUCUUUGUUGAAUUCCAGAGAAAUCAACUUUCUGAGUACUGGCAUACCUGUACUCAUUGUCAUUUCAAGUAUAUUUUUUUGAUAUUUGAAAAUAAAGAUGUAAUUAAACGGUUUUCGACCACUACGAUUAAUUUCACAUGUUAA